AUGGCUACCUCUGGACGCCUCGGCUUCACCGUGCGCAGGCUCCUGGACUUACCGGAGCAGGACGCGCAGCACCUGCGGAGGCGGGAGCCCGAGCUACGCGCCCCCGGCCCCGGCCCCUACGCCACCUGGCUGGAAUCGGAGCGCGGCCACUACCCCUCCUCGGACGAGAGCAGCCCAGAGGCCAGCCCGCGGGACUCGUCGCAGCGGCAGUCCGCUCGGCCUGCGUCUCCGGGCUCGGACGCCGAGAAGAGGAAGAAGCGGCGGGUGCUGUUCUCCAAGGCGCAGACGCUGGAGUUGGAGCGGCGCUUCCGGCAGCAGCGCUACCUGUCAGCGCCAGAGCGCGAGCAGCUGGCGCGCCUGCUGCGCCUCACGCCCACGCAGGUCAAAAUCUGGUUCCAGAACCAUCGCUACAAGCUGAAGCGCGCGCGCGCGCCGGGAGCCGCGGAGGCGCCCGACUUGGCAGCGGCGGCCGAGGUGCGCGCCGCGCCCGGCUUGCUGCGCCGCGUGGUGGUGCCCGUGCUGGUGCGCGACGGGCAACCGUGCGGCGGCAGCGGCGAGGUGGGCACGGCCGCCGCCCGGGACAAGAGCGGCCCGCCCCCGGCAGCCGCCUGCCCUCUGCCAGGCUACACCGCCUUCGGUCCCGGCUCGGCGUUCGGCCUCUUCCCCGCCUACCAGCACUUAGCGCCCCCCGCCCUGGUCUCCUGGAACUGGUGA
Eubalaena glacialis (North Atlantic right whale) is the source of this 714-nucleotide messenger RNA. RefSeq names its product NK2 homeobox 8 (gene NKX2-8). Gene Ontology annotation, molecular function: RNA polymerase II cis-regulatory region sequence-specific DNA binding; DNA-binding transcription factor activity, RNA polymerase II-specific. NCBI's taxonomy places the organism in Eukaryota, Metazoa, Chordata, Mammalia, Artiodactyla, Balaenidae. The record is from RefSeq and is a predicted model, not a curated record. Bases 1 to 714 code for a protein of 237 amino acids. Gene Ontology annotation, cellular component: nucleus. Gene Ontology annotation, biological process: regulation of transcription by RNA polymerase II; cell differentiation. The transcript has 2 exons.